Lindgomyces ingoldianus is the source of this 2019-nucleotide messenger RNA. RefSeq lists its product as uncharacterized. The transcript has 2 exons. The record is from RefSeq and is a predicted model, not a curated record. Lineage: Eukaryota; Fungi; Ascomycota; Dothideomycetes; Pleosporales; Lindgomycetaceae. Gene Ontology annotation, molecular function: protein binding. Bases 1 to 2019 code for a protein of 672 amino acids.
AUGGAGCCUAUCAUCUCCACUAAGGGCAAACUCGCCCAGCUCAGGUACGAGCUUCCGCACCGCGCUCACGAUGCCAAAAUCUAUCCCACCAAAGCCCCAAACGGCUCUACCAUUAUUCUCUAUGGGCAUGCAACGGGCGUAGGCAUACUGUGGAGGGGCGGUCGGCCGCUCAAACAAGCCCUGCCGCCGCCGAAGCAGCCUGCGAAACCUACAAAGGUCAAUGGAACCUCUAACGACGUAAUAAUGAUCAUAGAUUCAGACGACGAGGCGCCGCCCGGGCAGUCCGCUCCACAACCACCAGAAGAGGCAGAAUUCGAGUCCGAAGACGAAGAGCUGGACCCCGACGCGCCGUAUCCGACCAUCAUCCAGCACCUGCGUCUGUCGCUGAAUACUGAAGUCCUGCACAUUGCCAUUCCUGAUAUCCCCGCAGUCUCAUCAACACGACUGGCAGAGUCAUUCCCUGCUAUCUUCGGCAAGAAAAUUGUCUUCGUCGUGGCUUGUGCCGACUACAGCAUCCGUAUUGUCACGUUGCCGCUAAGCCCACCCUCUGCUGCUACAAAAGACGCGCCUUUGAACUCCGCAUCUCCGUGGGGCGAAGACAUAGCCAAAAUUGGCAGCCACACUGGACAUCAAAGUAUACCACGUGGUGUCACUAUAACAUGGACGUCCCGCGCAGAACCAACCUUUGACGAGAGGGCCGACGAUGACAUGGAGGCCGACCCAGAGGAAGACCCUGCGGCGACACCGAGGAGACGGCGGUCGCCUCGGAAGCAGAGCCGCUCUCGCUCACGCCGUCGUAGCGAGUCUGAGGGUUUCGAUCUGUUGAUUGCAUCUCACUCCGCAGAACUUGGCGGCCUAUUGAAAAUUUGGCGGUUUCCUCUUACGGAAACUGCAGUUACCGUUGCCAACCCUGUCUUAGCCUACCAAACCUUGAACUUACGGACACCUGCCUCUCGCGUAGUCUUCAACUCUGCUACGUAUCCAAGACGUCGCCAUUCCCAACUUCUCAUCACGGAUACUUCAGGAAUUGCCCGCAUAUACGACCCUUUCGCAAUAUCCAGCCGCCAACGACGAGGCUCUCAACUCUCCAGGAAUAUGACCGAUCCUGGCGCUUAUGUUGCGCUAUUCAGAACUGCCUUUGAAACCCUAAAAUCUGAUGUUCUUACUCCCCCAGUUCUUGCGACUCGGAAGCCUAUUAUCGACGCCGCAUGGGCGGCUGACGGCCAUCACAUUGUUGCCCUGCUUGCCGAUGGUGAAUGGGGCAUUUGGGAUUCAGAUCGGUCUGGUCCAAGCCCACCUAUUGAUCCUUCAUCUUUCUCUGUUCGAGGAUUUGUAGGAAAUGCAGAUCUCAACCGAGCCAGCAUCGCCGCAACAAGUCCAAAGACCCGAAACAGUCGGAACACUCUCGCGCCUAUGACUCCCAACACUCGUCGUGUCAAACAAGAAACCCUGUUUAGCGGAGUGGCAGCUACCUCUUCAACGCCAAGCCGCGGCGGUAUUUCCAUCGCCUCCCUACAUUCCCCUACUGGAGACGGCCCAGAAGACUCCGUCAUCAUCUGGUAUGGGUCUGAGGUCUAUAGGGUUCCGAAUCUUGCGCAAUGGUGGUCCCGCACCGCAUCUGGAGGUGGCGGUGGCUCUCUCCAUGGAUCCGGACUGUCCCGCAUUCAAGGUCUUGCACUGUAUGGGGAAGCAAUCACGGUUAUCGACCAGUUCGAUACUACGACUAGGGAUGCUAGGAUGGCAAUUCCUAGAGAUUCUCUAAUCCUCACUGACUACCGACUGAUAAUUACGGCAAGCACCGCUUCAAAACCCGGGCUUAAUCUGAUGGGGGUGUUUGAACAGGAGCGCGCCGAAGAGGAGGAGAUUAGAAAGACAGACCAAGCUCUACUAGCGAGAGGAGCGCUUGAUCUUGGAGGUAUGGACAGGUUACUUGAAGACAUGGAUGGGAGUGGAAGUGCUUCACGAACCCUUGUGCUAGGGAACUCGCGGAAAGUUCUGUUCGCUUCCUCGACGAACUGA